ACGCGGCGGUUGCUGCUGUUGAGAGGAGGCUCCGGCUCGUGCCGCUGCGGAGCGAAUCCCGGGCCCUGGGUCGGGUAAUUGGAGCCAAGAACUCCUAUUUCUUUUCUGUCUCUGCAGAAAUGGUUCAGCUCCAUGUGAAGCGUGGUGACGAGAGCCAAUUCCUGCUGGAAACAACAUGCAGCAUCUCCAUGGAAGACUUAACGCAACAAGUCACCAGGAUCUACAAUAGCAGGCUCAAAGUGCAGCGUAUUUGCUCAGAAAUGCAGGAACUGGCAGAACAUGGUGUCUUCUUGCCUCCUAAUAUGCAAGGACUGACGGAUGAACAGAUUGAAGAUUUGAAAUUAAAGGAUGAAUGGGCAGAUAAAUGUUUACCAAGUGGUGGAAGUAUCUUUAAAAAGGAUGAAAUUGGACGAAGGAAUGGACACGCUCCAAAUGAAAAAAUGAAAGAAGUUUUAAAAAAGACAAUAGAGGAAGCUAAAGCACAAAUAUCUAAGAAACAAGUUCAAGCUAACAUAUAUGUUAAUAUGGAGAUGGUGAAAGAUGCACUGGACCAGCUCCGAGGAGCUGUAAUGAUUGUUUAUCCGAUGGGAUUGCCUCCACAUGAUCCGAUUAGAAUGGAGUUUGAAGAUAAAGAAGACUUGUCGGGAACUCAUGCUGGACUUGAGGUUAUUGAAGAGUCUGAAGCACAACUGUGGUGGGCAGCAAAGGAGUUAAAAAGAACAAACAAACUUUCAGACUUUGUGGGCAAAAAUGAAAAAACUAAAAUCAUUGUCAAGAUACAGAAAAAAGGACAAGGUGCCCCAUCACGUGAACCUGUGAUAAGUAAUGAAGAGCAAAAACAGAUGAUGCUGUAUUAUCACAGGAAGCAGGAGGAACUCAAGAAAUUAGAAGAAAAUGAUGACGACUCCUAUUUAAAUUCAGAAUGGGCAGACAGUCAUGCUUUGAAAAGACAGUUUCAUGGUGUAAAAGAUAUUAAGUGGGGACCGAGAUGAAGCUCUCCAAACAGACUUUGCCCCUUUAGAAAUAAAUAAAAAAUUGACCUACCCUUGUUAUGUAUAUGACAAGCACAUUAGUAGACCUCAGUUAGUAUUUGUGACAAAUGUUGAAAUUUCCAGUUUCAUAGUAGAGGUUCAUUUUAAGCUUGAGUUUUUUAAUGAAAACUUCACAUUUCUAUUAACUGUCUAUAGCAGGACUCUUCUGUAGUAUGACUAUGUAGAUUACACAUUGUAAAUGUUCAUAAUUCUAUUUUUACAAAUGUUUGUAACUGGAAUAAUUCUUAAAUUAUUUUGCAGACAGCAUUCAUAGCUAAUAAAAAAUAAUUAGAUGGUUGUGCUGGUAGCCUUAAAGUUUUCUUCUUUAUUUUGAACAUCAGUUCUCAUGUAUACCAUCUUGAAUCAAUGCAAAUUUAGUGGUGUUAAUUAUUUGUUUGCAUCUUAACAAGGUUAAUUUUAAGCUAUCAGUUUUUAAAUGAAUAGAUUUUUGUUAGCAAUUAUUUAAACAAAGUAGUUUUGUUUGAACACUGAUAAAAUGAAACUUUUUUGUA
This is a messenger RNA of Chelonoidis abingdonii (Abingdon island giant tortoise), 1543 nucleotides long. RefSeq names its product cilia and flagella associated protein 298 (gene CFAP298). The record is from RefSeq and is a predicted model, not a curated record. Gene Ontology annotation, biological process: regulation of cilium movement. NCBI's taxonomy places the organism in Eukaryota, Metazoa, Chordata, Testudines, Testudinidae.